Molecule: messenger RNA, 849 nt
Organism: Fusarium coffeatum
Lineage: Eukaryota; Fungi; Ascomycota; Sordariomycetes; Hypocreales; Nectriaceae
Exons: 4
Coding region: 1-849 (282 amino acids)
Molecular function (GO): hydrolase activity
Source: RefSeq, a predicted model, not a curated record
AUGCGUCCCCUCACCCUCUCCACAGCCGUAAUUGCAGUCGGAGCCGUUGCCCAGAAGUCCGACAAGACCUGUUACGAUGGAUUGUAUAUGAUUGCCGCGAGAGGUACCGGCGAGGAUCAAGGACCUGGUGUUAUUGGUAAAAUUGCUGAUGCCGUUGCUGAACGCAUCAACGGCUCGCAUGUCACUGGGCUCACCUAUCCCGCGACUCUUCAAGAGCCCGCUUACGAGGAUUCUGAAUCUGAGGGUGUUGAGAAUUUGCAGAAGGAUAUCAAGAACUACUUCGACAAGUGUCCGGAUAGCAAGGUCGCCGUCUUUGGCUACUCUCAGGGCGGUCAAGUCGCCACUGAUGUCUUUUGCGGCGGAAGUGGUGGUGAUUUCCCCACCAAUAAACCCCUUUCAGUAGACGAAGUCAAGAAGAACGUUGUUGCCGUGAUUACCUUUGGUGACCCAAGCCACGUGGCAAACGUCUCGUACGACGCAGGAAACAGCAUUAACGAUGGUAUUUUCCAGCGUAACGACACUAAGCUGUGCGAGGACAAUUACAGCGACAUCCUCCACGCCUACUGUGACACAGGCGAUGUGUACUGCGACCGGGGUAACGACACGGAAGUUCAUGGGAGCUAUUUCGAGAAGUACGGCAAGGACGUUGUUGAUCUUGUUGUGGAGAGAUAUGAGAGCGCUAUGAGCGAAAGCACGGCGACCCCUACCUCUGAGGCGACUUCUUCGGCGACAUCUGGCACCUCCGAGGUAACUAGUACCGAUGCCCCAGGAAAUGGCGCGGCCGGAUUGGUACCUGGUCUUGCUUUGGCUAUGAUGCCCUUGGUAUUGGCUGUGUCACAGCUUCUAUAA